Cooperia oncophora is the source of this 795-nucleotide messenger RNA. The record is from the annotation of a GenBank genome assembly. Lineage: Eukaryota; Metazoa; Nematoda; Chromadorea; Rhabditida; Trichostrongylidae.
AUGGACCCACCUCCUCCCGAUCCGACGGAUCCGAUGGAUGAACCGAUGGACCUCGAUUCAAUGGAUCAAACUGAGCCUACUCUCAACGGCGUCUCCAAUGGAUAUGAUCACGACCAUGCAGCAGCUACGGAGGAAUCAUCACCUCCGCCGGCUGCCCACUCACCGAACGACGAGUCUUCGGCCCCUCUGGACCUAUCCGAAGAAGCAUUGCUUGCUUCUGAUCCUGAACUGGAGGACCUCGAUGCAGACCGCGCAGACGGUGUCACCAACGAACUCCCGGUGAGCAUCUACAAACACAUCCCCGACGCGGGCUACAUGAACACGCGCUUUACCCGCUCUCUGUUCCCUAAUUUCGUGAUCCCCGAACAGGCUCACAGAAGGCCCGUUCCUUUCAUCGAGCUUCAGCAUUUAGAAGAUUCAGUCGGUUUUCGUUAUCGCUCAGAGAGCACUAUCAGUGACCUUUAUUACGAGGUGUAUCGAGACGAAGACGUGCGAGAAGACGAGAUCGUCAUGGCUCUUACACGCGCUAACGGAUCGUGUGCUAUGCGUUUCUCCGAACCCGCGGCAUCCCAAACCGACCUCUCGAUACUGUGUGACAAUGUUCGUCAUGUGCUUCCACUACACCCGGAAGAAGGUCUGGUCCCCUUGCACGUGUGGAAACUCGACGAUAGUGAGCGGGCAUGGUUAGACGACAGAGCUGGUGAAUUCGAGAAUUUCCGUCUCCAUAACGAAGAAUCCAAGCUUCCGCAUGUCCAAGGUAUUCAACAUGGCUUGCUCUGCUUUGGCAGCCAUUAA